GAUAUGAGUCUCCAUUGCUAAUGAUAACUUUUCAAUUUGUUCUAGCACUCCAUGACCAAUGUGACGUGGGUGCCAGUUGUUAAUCGACAUGUAGCCAUGGCAAUACGCAUAACUUUGGUUUUAUCGAGAUUUAUCUGGAGACUGAUUCUGGGUGCGUCUCGAGGCUCUCCGACAUUUCUUUAAAAAGCAUUAUAUUCUACAUUUAAUUAAUUGUAGUCCCGAGUGUUAGCUACUAGACUCUAUCUCGUCUGCAAUUAAGUUCGUCAGUUGGUUUUUGUUCGCGCCAUUGUAUUCCGAAUACGGGCAGGUGAAAGGUCACUCCCUUGGGGUCAUAAACAUACGAUCAAUAAUCAUCAUGGCUCCGGUGUCUCCUCUUUAUGACGGCUCUCGCCUUUUGUACAUAGUUACAGAUAAAACUGGAGUUCCUUUGGAUCAAGUAAACUUUGUCACUGCACAGUUUUCAGCCAUUUUGUUAGGUUUCAUAUUGCGUGCUUUCCUACCUCACAGUGCUGGCAAGCCUGUAUGGCGCUUAUUGUUUUGUUUGAUAGCAGGCAUUGGCCUCCUCUAUUUCAUGAUUGGAUGGUCCAUGUGGAUAGUUCUACUGCAAGUUGCUGUUUGCUAUUUGCUGCUGCGCUACUUAACUACUGGAUAUAUGCAAUUAGUUGUGUUUUUCUUUGCUAUGGGUUUUAUGUUGGUAAUGUAUGUUCUGAGAAAUAUGAAAUAUUAUGAUGAUCUUUGUUAUGAUGCUACAUAUCCACUCAUGAUUACUACUCAGAAAAUCACCACACUUGCCUUCAGUAUAAGUGAUUGGAAGCUGCAUCAGAAAGGUGUAAAAAUGCAGGAGGAAAGACUGAAGUGGUCUGUCAGAGAGAUACCAGGCUUUCUUGAGUAUUUUGCUUUUACUCUGAGCUUCCAGGGCAUUCUGGCAGGUCCAUUUUGUCAUUACAAUACAUUCAGAGCUUUUAUUGAGGGCAACAAUAAGGAGAGACUACAGGAAAGCAAACUGGCUGUAGAAUACAUGGAUGACCCCUCCACUGUAAUGAGGGCUGUUGCCAGCAAGAUAGCAGCAGUAUUUAUGUGGAUAUUUAUAACGGCUGUGGUGCAACCUAAAUUCCCAGACAGUAAAAAUGUUGAUCCAGAGUUUAUAGCCAGUCAUAAUAUGCUUACAAGAUUAGGGUACCUGUAUAUAUCCCUGUUCUUUCAAAGAGCCAAAUACUAUGUCUCAUGGAUACUAGCUGAUGCAGUGUAUAAUGCUUCGGGUCUUGGCUACAUUGGUAAAGAUAAUGAUGGCAAGCCACUGUGGACUGGCAUGUCAAAUGUAUUUGUGUGGAAAAUUGAGACGGCCACCAGUUUGAAAGUCUACCUGGACAAUUGGAAUAUAAUGACCAGCCAUUGGCUCCGACAUGUAUGUUACAUGCGUGCUCCUUUCCUGAACACAUUGCUCACAUUUGUUCUGAGUGCCUUGUGGCACGGACUCUUCAUUGGUUACUAUGUGACAUUUGUCUCAGCUGCUUUCUUUGUACAGGCUGGAAGAAAGAUACGUCAAAACAUUAGGCCAUUGUUUCAGUCCAGUAGUGCAGCUAAGUUUGUGUAUGAAGUGAUAACAUUCCUAGGCACUCAGCUGAGUCUUUGUUUUCUAGUCUUGUCUUUUGUUAUACUACACUGGGAGCCAACCAUACGAUUCCACAGUUCAUUCUAUUGGUGCUGUCACAUAAUUGUUGGAAUUCUGGUGAUUGUGCUGCCUUCUAAAAGACCUGAGAGGGAUGAGACAAAAUCCCAGCAACCAGCCAAACAAGAGAAACAGUCCCAGGAUUCUGUCAAAGAUCAAGAAGAGUUCCCUGCUGACGGUGAUUUUAAACUGAGAAAGAGAGAGGUGAUGUCAGUGCAAAAGUCCUAAAAGUAGUCUGCGGCAUUAGUUGUUGUUUUUAAAUCUGCAUAAAUAGUGAAAUACAAUUUCAUCUUAUAUAAAUAUCUUUAAAAGUUAUAGUGUUACUAGAUUAGACUACUUUAGUUGUAUGUUGAUGUAGCCAACAUGUUUGAACAUAGAGAUAUUUCAGAUUGUUUGACAAACAUUAAGUUAAAAUUUUAUAAUUGAUAUUAAUGAAUUCUAGGGUAAUAUUUAUUUAAACAAAUCAAACCAUAAAAAAUGAAUACUUUUUAUUUAAGUCUGUAAAAUUUGAAAGCUAAGAUUGACUUAUGAUCCAAUGACAUUGUAAAAUUAUGACGUUCCACCACCUUAAAUAAACAUUCUGUUUUGUUCCAACUCAAAUACUGAUUGGGAAAAGCUUAUGAGGGUGGUUUCUUUAGUGAAUGUCUGCUUGCUGUUGUAGCUUUCUCAGCUAGAGCAUUUUGGUCCUGGCAGGGAGGUAAGGGGAUAUUUUGCUAUAGAACCAGCUUUGCAAAACAAAGCAUUGAUUUCUUGUGGAAUAUUUAAGCAGCAAGUGUGUUUGUGGCUCUUGCUGGCUUAGCUGAAACAUUUUCAACAAAACUUUCAAGUAUCAAGGAAAAUAAAAUGUAAGAAAGUUUUCAAUAUUUAAUCAAAACUUUUCUUCAUAGAAAUGUGUGGCAAUAGAGAUGUUUGACAAUACAUGGUAGGAUGUUGUGAACUGGAUCUUAUUUUAAUUUUGAGUGAAAUUUGGUAUUUAUUUUUACUGUGUUUAAGAUCUACAAUCACUUUAUUGUGGCAGGGAGAAUUGUCUGUAUUUAUUAUGGUUUGUUAUUUAUUUUGUUAGGUCAGUAUUGUUACAAAUAAUUCUGUUUAUUGUAUUCAUACAACCAUUCCUAAUAAAAUAUUGUGAGUUCAUUUAAUCUAGGGUCUGAUGAGUAGUUGAAUAUCAAUAUUCUCUUUUUUUUAUUUAAUUAUUUUGUUCCAUGAUUUCAUCCUAGUUUGAUUUUUAAUUACCAUGUGUCCAAGGUAACAAAAUGAUAAAAUGAUCAUGGUUAGUUUUGCACAGUACUUUUGUAACAAUGAAAUGAUGACUAUUAAAAAAAAUAAUGCAAUGGUUGAAUAGCACCACAAUGAGACAUUUUAUUAGUUUUGAAAGAGAUCCAUUUAAGGACAGAAAUCUGUGGUGGAUCAUUUGUUUGGGAAUAUAAAUAUUUGUGAACAAAAAAAAAAAAAAACUUACAGAAUUUUAGCAAAUUAUUUUUAUGACUUAUUGAAUAUCAACUAACAAUUUUUUUGUUGGAAAAUAAUCAUAACUUACAUUUCAAAGAAUUCUGCUUGACUAUUGUGAGGAAAAUAAGCACACCUAACACCAUUUGAAAUGUUAUAUUACCAUGAAAACUUACUUGGUAAAUGUCAUAAUAUAUUAUUUAUUUAGAAGAAACAGCUGAUAAUCUAUAGUGGAAUGUAUAUCUGUUACUCUUUUUGGAGCAUUUAACUUGUUGCUAAUGAUUUUUAUAAAAUAAUUUUAAAGAGUUAAACUGGAAGUCUAAACACAUCAUUGUUUAGAACCAAACUACAGGGUGUGAACAACAUAGAGUUGUAUCAUUAUGAUUAUUUAAUCUAUUGAUUAUGUCUUUAGUUACUUUUUGUUUUUCAAGAAAGAAUUUCGCCCUUACAAAUGUAUGUCAAGUCUAGUUACCCUUUUUAAAUUUAUUUUCGUACACUUAAAUUAUGAUUAGCAAUAUUCUCAGGCAAGACAAAUGCAAAAUUGGAUAUUUAGAAAAUAAGCUUACCAUUCUUUUCUGGACUAUGCGAAUGACUAAAUUUAUUUAUUUACCUAUGAUGUACUAUCAUUCUGUGUGCUUUGUUUACUUUUUAUCAUCUCAAUUUAUUUGUAACAAGUUGCUACUCUGUUGGAAUUGUGACAUCUAUUUCCCAGAAUUCCAUUGUGGCACUUGAUAACAUGAAUCUCCUGUUAGUGUAAUUUUAUGUUAAAUUUUUAUACUAUGAUGUAAAAAAAUAAAAAGGUUAAUACAAAGAAGAGAAUACCAUUGUGAAAAAAUACAGAGGAAACUAUAUCUACUUCACAUGUCCAAGAUUGUCACUAGCCUAGAUUUGUUCAUUAAUUUUCUUCUUAAUUUUCUAAAUAUUUGUUUCUAUAAAUUUCAAAGAAAAAAAGAAUAAGCUGCAGGACUGUAAUAUCUUUUUAUUGCAACUUUAUUUUCACACAGGUUUUUAACUUAAUAUAAAAUGAUGCCGACUAUCUGAUGAUGUAAUGGGUUUUUUAUUAAUAAUAAUUAACUACUUUGUUUUUGCCCUCUAAGUAUUAUUAAAUUAUAAGGUAUUAUCUUGCAGUGGAAACACUUUUUUUUUUGGACAGUACGGUGGUCCCUUGACUUUUUUGGAAGGGCUAUAUUGCAGGUUUAAAAAAAACAUUAAUGGAAAAAUACUCCACUGAUUUUUUGAACACCACAGAUUUUCCCAUGGCCGCCCAGUAUAUAUAUUUCAUGAAUAUUGCAUAAAAAAUCUCAUAAAUGACAUUAAAAAUUUUAAAAAUUACUUUAAAAAUACUACAUAUAUUAAUUCGAACAUUAAAAUGUUCUUUUUAGUAACAGUUCACUUACUGUAUGUACCAUUCCUUUUAUACUGUAAUGCGACAUACAGUACAGUAUUACAUGUUACUUUAAAAAAUUACUAAAUAUCUAAGGAGUGUUUAAAAAAAAACAGUUACCUUGUAAAAGUUAUUAAGGGAAAAGGAAAUAGUUAUCUAAGGGUUUAAAGUGUUAGGGGAUGUCCUGCAAUAUUGUUCACUUCCAAAUGCUUGUUGCAGGUAGGCUUCAAACGUACCUCGCAAAUGUCAGGGAAACACUGUAUACUGUAUACUAGGAGACCAGUGAUUCCCAAACCAUGUAGCUCAUGUCCAAGCUUCCUCAUGGUGGUGGUGUUAUUUUGCUUAGUUUUACAUUCUUUACUUAUUUUAAAAAGUGAAGCCAAAGUUACUAUAAAUGUAUUUAGAAAAAUGAAAAUGUUGAAAACACUGUCUUGUCACCAUAUGGAGAAACUGACAGAUGCACUCUGUCUAUAUAGCUUUUUAAAAAAAUAUUAUUAUUUUAAUUAUUUGAUCCUUAACUUUUCUUUUUUCUCUUUUUUAAAUUGUUCAUAUUGUUUUAGUGCAAGGUUUGAUUUGGUAUUGAUAUAAAACCUGCUGCUCAUUGUAGAAGUUGUGAUAUCAAGAUGUCGAUGGUUGUGUUACACUGUGCUAGUAUACUGUAGCAUUCCUUGUCAUGAUCAUAUCUCUACUGAACACGUCUUUUUCUGAACAUUGUAACUAAUUAUGUUGUGACAAGUGAAUAUAAAAAAACAACUAGUUUAGGGUCAGUCUGUUGUUUUAUGCUUUUAUAUCACUUGUAAAUGUGUUGAAAUCAUAUUUUAGGCCCUUAUCAACACACACACUAAAGUUUCCAAAAUGUCCUGUUUGCUAUCGUCUGGUCAAUGGACAAAUAAGUUUUGUUACAGAUAGUAAAAGGCACACAAAUUGCAUAUCUCAAACAAGUACAAUCAGAACUGAUGUCUACAGAUAAAUACAUGGGUUAGUCCACCAUUUGAGUUUGGUUUGAGUGGGUUAAUGAAUAUUGAGAUCUUUUUUUUUUUUUUAAUUCUCUUGGUGUUAAGAAUUUUUAAAAUAUUUCCCUUAAUUUUUUUUUUUUCAACUUUUUUUUUGUUUUAUUUCUACAAAGAAUUUUUUUCAUUAUAUUCACUGGAAAGAAAAAGAAAUAUGUAAUUAAUGCUUUACUAUGAUGCUGUCUCGUUGUUCCCUGUUGACAUGAUGAACCUGGUAUGUAACUAGUACUGCUUUUAUACACAAGUAUUUAUUUGUUGUGCAUUGCUUUUGUGGAGGUCAAUCAUUAUUGUUUUAAGCCUGUCUGAGUUUGAACAUAACUGUCUGUACUAGCUAGAACAGAAAACUACAUUUUAUGUCCUCUCUCUUCAAUUAAACAGAACUGUAAGAACUGUUGACCAAGGGAUAUUUGAUGGACAUAAAGGUGAUUUAAGAAAAGAUGUUUAAAUGUGAACAUUCUAUGGAAAUUAAUUAACAAAAAAAAGCUGCAGUUCUUGUACAACAAUAUAUUGAUAAUUAGUAAUAGAUAAUAUAAUUUGUUUAGAAAGUAAAUGGGUGAAAUUAAAAAGACUCCCCAGAAACUUACCAAAUGUUUCUUAUCCAAUUCAGUUUUUGUAGUUGUUGAAUUAAUCCUAUAGUAUUUUACUAAAUAGUUUUGCUAUACUGUCAUAAAAUACAAAUUUAAAAAAAAAUAAAUCCAAACAUUUUUUAUGUACCGGUACACUAAUAUUGUGCUUUUGGAAUUUUAUUUAUCGCACUUUUAUCGUGUGUAUUAAAUUAUUUUAGUUAUCUUUGGUUUGAUUGUUUUUUAUGUUCAUUGUAAAAUAUUUUUAAGUCAAAUCUCACAUGAUCAGUAAGGUGUUCCCAAGCAAGUUGUAUUUAAUUUUCCAGAAAGAUUGGUAAAGUUGAACAUUUCCUAACACAUGCACUCAGCCAGUUUUUGUGGAAUGUACUUUGAGAAGGAAAUAGUCUGGUAUUAGAACAAGAUUUGACUUAUUAUGCUUGAUUUAUUUUUCAAGAGUUGUUUGACGAUUUGAAGAGGGAGAUUUGAAGUGUUAUUGUUAACUUUUUUUUUUAUUUUGGUCAUGAUAUUAGUUUUUGAUGCUGUCAAAGACCUAAGUAUUACAUUGUCAUUUUUAUUGAA
Biomphalaria glabrata is the source of this 6651-nucleotide messenger RNA. Its product is annotated as lysophospholipid acyltransferase 1-like. Gene Ontology annotation, molecular function: acyltransferase activity. NCBI's taxonomy places the organism in Eukaryota, Metazoa, Mollusca, Gastropoda, Planorbidae. The transcript is spliced from 14 exons. The record is from RefSeq and is a predicted model, not a curated record. The coding region runs from base 356 to 1897 and encodes 513 amino acids. Gene Ontology annotation, biological process: lipid modification. Gene Ontology annotation, cellular component: membrane.